Sciurus carolinensis (gray squirrel) is the source of this 3505-nucleotide messenger RNA. It is a transcript of the gene Neto1, whose product is annotated as neuropilin and tolloid like 1. Gene Ontology annotation, molecular function: protein binding. The coding region runs from base 264 to 1862 and encodes 532 amino acids. NCBI's taxonomy places the organism in Eukaryota, Metazoa, Chordata, Mammalia, Rodentia, Sciuridae. The record is from RefSeq and is a predicted model, not a curated record. The transcript has 11 exons.
CAUGGUGGGGAUGCUGGCUUCGCGGCGGUGAGCGAGCGAGCGAGCGCGAGAGCGAGCCAGGGGCGGAAGACCGACCGACUCGGGUCUGGCUGCUGUGUGGGCUCCAUCUCCUCCUUGCCUCUCUCUCGCGCUUUCCCCCCAGGAUUCUGUUCUUGGCUUGCGUUUUUAAAAUCUCUGGACUCCAUCCUCUCCCCCACCACUGAAGUCUUCCCGUCUCUAAAUGGAAUUAGUGGAGAUCGGAGCCUCUGGUGUAAGGAACAGACAUGAUCUAUGGACGCAGUUUGUUUCACAUUGCAGCAAGUUUAAUCAUCCUCCAUUUGUCUGGGGCAACCAAGAAAGGAACAGAAAAACAAACCACCUCAGAAACGCAGAAGUCAGUGCAGUGUGGAACUUGGACGAAACAUGCAGAGGGAGGUGUCUUCACCUCUCCCAACUACCCCAGCAAGUACCCCCCGGACCGGGAGUGCAUCUACAUCAUAGAAGCUGCCCCAAGACAGUGCAUUGAACUUUACUUUGAUGAGAAAUACUCUAUUGAACCGUCUUGGGAGUGCAAAUUUGAUCAUAUUGAAGUUCGAGAUGGACCUUUUGGCUUUUCUCCAAUAAUUGGCCGUUUCUGUGGACAACAAAAUCCACCCGUAAUAAAAUCCAGUGGAAGAUUUCUGUGGAUUAAAUUUUUUGCUGAUGGAGAGCUGGAGUCUAUGGGAUUUUCAGCUCGAUACAAUUUCACACCUGAUCCUGACUUUAAGGACCUUGGAGUUUUGAAACCCUUACCAGCAUGUGAGUUUGAGAUGGGCGGCCCUGAAGGAAUUGUGGAGUCCAUACAAAUUUUGAAGGAAGGCAAAGCUUCUGCCAGCGAGGCCGUGGAUUGCAAGUGGUACAUCCGAGCCCCUCCGCGAUCCAAGAUUUACUUACGGUUCUUGGACUAUGAGAUGCAGAAUUCAAAUGAAUGCAAACGAAACUUCGUGGCUGUGUAUGAUGGAAGCAGUUCCGUGGAGGAUCUGAAAGCUAAGUUCUGUAGCACGGUGGCUAAUGACGUGAUGCUGCGCACCGGGCUGGGCGUGAUCCGUAUGUGGGCGGACGAGGGCAGUCGGAACAGCCGGUUCCAGAUGCUGUUCACAUCCUUUCAAGAACCUCCUUGUGAAGGCAACACGUUCUUCUGCCAUAGUAACAUGUGCAUUAACAAUACCUUGGUCUGCAACGGACUCCAAAACUGUGUGUAUCCUUGGGACGAAAAUCACUGUAAAGAGAAGAGGAAAGCCAGCCUGCUGGACCAGCUCACCAACACCAGCGGGACUGUGAUUGGCGUGACUUCUUGCAUUGUGAUCAUCCUUAUUAUCAUUUCUGUCAUUGUACAGAUCAAACAGCCCCGUAAAAAAUACGUCCCCAGGAAGUCAGACUUUGACCAGACUGCUUUCCAGGAGGUGUUCGAGCCUCCGCACUAUGAGUUGUGCACCCUCAGAGGGACAGGAGCUGCUGCUGACUUUGCAGAUGUGGCAGAUGACUUUGAGAACUACCACAAACUGCGGAGGUCAUCUUCCAAAUGCAUUCACGACCAUCACUGUGGAUCCCAGCUGUCCAGCGCGAAAGGCAGCCGCAGUAACCUCAGCACAAGGGAGGCUUCCAUCCUGACAGACAUGCCCGCACAGCCCGUCAAGCCCCUAGGCCCGCCCGUGAGCAGAAGGAACAUCCUGGUCAUGAAACACAACUACUCCCAAGACGCUGACGCCUGUGACAUCGACGAGAUUGAGGAGGUGCCCACCACGAGCCACAGGCUGUCCAGACACGACAAAGCCGUCCAGCGGUUCUGCCUCAUUGGGUCUCUGAGCAAACAUGAAUCUGAAUACAACACAACUAGGGUCUAAAAAGAAAACUCAAGAAAAGAACUAUUUAUACAAACAUGGGGACUGUGAAAAGAAAAUUCUAUAGUGAAUUGUGAAAAGUGGACCUAUUUCUAAAUUCAUUCCACUGCCUUUAUCCAAACUUAAGAAUUACAGACAUUUGUUAUUCCUUCGGCAAGACCUCCCCGCUGCACAAUGAUAUGCUCAUUUCGUAAUUUGGUUGCUGGCCACCAAGUGCUCCUUAGUUUUUAAAUACAUUUUGAGAUUUACUGGAAACUUGAAGAAGAAAUUAGAUCCUGAUUAAGACGAUCCCAACUUUAUUUUUAUUGUGGGUUUCACUUUUGUUUCUGUGUUGUUUCUGUCUUUGUUCUGUAAUUGUACAUUGUGUGAUGUGUGGAAAACACAACCUUGGACGAACCUUCGGUUACAUGUAAUUGUUUUCAUUAUAUAGACUUCUUGAGAAUAGUGCGUUCCUGAGUGGUUUUGAACAUGCUACAGAGGAAAGUGGAAAUGUGGACCAUGGAAACACCAGCUAGAGGUCUUAUGGACUACACGCCUAUUGUUUUAUUAUGAUUAAACACAGUAAAAGUCAUGAGUCCAAUUACUAGAUUGCAAUAAGAAAAAUUUCAUUUUUUUUUUGUCUAUCCUACAUUCCCCUGUUUUCCUUUUUGUUUUAUAUCAAAGGGAGAUACCAAGUUUCAAAAACAGCUUUUGAAAUCAGGUAUUUCACCGUUCAUAUCCUACCAUAGAGAUGUUUUUGACUAGGCACUUAGCAAUAUGACUGAAUUGACAGUUUGAGAAAUACCCUGCAUGUCAGUACUGGAUAUUUGAGUUGGGAAAAUAUCCUCUUUAUUAGACACAUUGUAAAAAGCAUGCAUUCUCAAAUAUUGCUGUUACUCUUCCAUUUCUUUGUGUCACAUGCUUGCUACUUGUAACGUUUUUAUAUAAAGAUAUAUAAAAUGUAUAAUAAUUUCCUAACUUGAGUUAAGAGAAAUGUUUUCUUCUGUUACAUUGAUCAAAACUGACUUACAGGAGGACAGGCUUAUUUAUAUCAGUUCUUUCCACCUUUCAGAGCAUAAGACAUUCUUCUGUAUUGAGUUUUACUUGCCCAAAUAUUUGAUUUCUAGAAUUUUAUGGACUACAUUCUCCUUUUCCAAGAGGAAAGUCAUUUUAUGCACUUUAAAAACGUAGGCCCUUCAUGCCCUUGAACUGCAUCACUGAGUCCUUCUUGUCCUCACACACAUAACACUCAAAAGCUAGUGAUGAGGAUGUGUUUUAUACAAAUAAAGUCAACCCUAUCAUGUACUUAACCACUGCUGAAUUGUAUGCACAUUCCAUAUUUGAUUUAGUCAGUGGAAACUUUUAAAAAUAUUAAAUGCAUAUUCUUUGGAAAUGAGUUUUAAGAACCAAUAUGACUAUAAAUCUGCUUUCAAAAUUUUCAAAACUACUUUAUUCUCCAGCAUAAAAGAUUCUGACCUUCAAAUAGCAAAGCAAUCUGGUCUACACAAUUCAGACCUGGCAGCUCAGGCAGGCAUCACAAAUCACCCAGAUAAAUCAUGUCACAUGUCCCUGUUAGGAAGUCCGUUUCAUAUAUGUUUAAAAAAAACAAGUAAGUGGAAAAUAUAAUAAUUGGAUAAUAGAAGAAUCAAAGAAUAUGGCAAUUCUGA